Messenger RNA from Oryzias latipes (Japanese medaka), 7323 nucleotides. RefSeq names its product interferon-induced very large GTPase 1. NCBI's taxonomy places the organism in Eukaryota, Metazoa, Chordata, Actinopteri, Beloniformes, Adrianichthyidae. The record is from RefSeq and is a predicted model, not a curated record. Gene Ontology annotation, molecular function: GTP binding.
GAUGAGUUUCAGAAAUCACCUCCACAUGCUCAAGGAUGGUAACAAGAGCAAGCAGUCAUGCAACGAUCAGCACUGGAUUGCGCUUUCCAGGAAAUGACGUCACAGGAAUUUAGCAGCUCUUACACUAUUAUGGCCUUAAAAGGAAAGCUUGUAUGAAAGAGUGAGGUGGAAAAGGAUGAUUCGCUGUGGGGAAUCCUGAUGGGAAAAACCGAAAGAGAAAGAAGAAGAACACAGACAGUUUGAGCUGGAAAAAUCAAGCUUGCACAAGAAACCAAGCACAAGAUAUGUACAAUGCGUAAAUAGAGGAAGUCAAUAACCGAACACCAAGAGGAGAUCAGAGCGAAUCUGAGGAUGCAAAUGGUGAAGCUUCCAUGCUGCAGUUUCUGAAAGCUGAUAAAAAGAAGAAAAGAUGAAGCACAAACCUCUCUGUGAAGAAGGAAUCAUCACAAGUUUCUCUAAUAUAGGAAGAAGUGGAAACACAACAAAGCAACAAAGGACUUUUGAUGAAGAAAACCACCAAAAGAACCAUCAAAAAGAAAUUGAAGCCCUGUUCAACAGACUUCACAGACGACAGCAGAAGUUUUCACCAGCAGAUUUUCUCCAGAUUGGUCCUCCUUUGAAACCGAUCACUGACACACCUGAAAAAGAUGUAGCACAAGCUUUUCUUCAGAGGUUGAUGGCUUUAGAUUACAGAGCCAGAUACAUCCCUGUUCAACCAGAUAGUUCUGAGGUGAAUUCACAGUCUCUCUCUGUUUCUGAGACUGUUAGCACAGAUGAUGAUGACAUAUAUGCUUUAUUUAGCAGAAAUGAACAUUCUGAUCAGUCCAAACAGAAUCUUGUCCACCCCAUGGAUGUUCAGAUGGUUGUAUUUCACUGCUCAGACAACUUCCUGAAGCAAAACAUGAUCACAAAGUUGUCACAGUGUCAAUACGCCUUACCUCUGCUUGUUCCUGAUCUUGCUGCAGCAGAUAUUGAGUGUCCUCUGUGGACAUUCAGACAAAUAAGGAAAACCUGGAAGAAAACUGAAAUUAAAGAUAAUUCAAAGACUGUCACCAUCAAGAGUCUGCCAAUCUGCAAAGCUGAAACUCCAGUGGUGUCUUUCUUCCGUCUGGGUUCACUGUCUCAGUCCAAAUCUCAGCUCAUGAACACUUUGAUCAACGACCGUCACAACACCUUCUUCCACAGAAACUGUCAAAGAAACACCAAAUCUCGUCAUGUGAUGGAUGAGGUUGUAGAGAUUGCCUGGUACUGUCCAGCUGGAAAAGGCAAUGAUUCAUUCUCUGACUGCAUUGCCUUCUGUAAUCUUCAUGGAGAUUCUCUGUUGAUGGAAAAACAACGAGAAAUACUGACGGAAAUAUCUUCAGUCUUAGUUGUUCUUGUACCAGCUGUGGAAAAAGGUCAGGAAAAUUCUAAAGUUGUUUCCACCCUUUUUGGAUCUCCAAAUCCUCUGAUUGUUCUCACUGCUGAUAACGACUGUGGUGCUGUUGAGAUCAAACCACAAAAAUACAAAGUAGGACUGAAAGACAGAAGUCAAUCUGAUAUUUCUGAGGAACUCAAAGGAAUCAUUAGACAGAUUUUGUCUGGAUCAAACAAAUCCUUCAAGCUUGAGUUGAUGUCCAAGAUCACUGGAGUCAGAGUGGAUGAAGAUGACACAGUCUGUCAAAAUGGAAUAUCUGCUGCCAUGAACAUAGUAAAGCUGAUUCAGGACAUGGAUGUUUACAGGAUCAAAGAUACUUUUCUUCCUUGUCAAGGUCAACUUUGGCAUGAGUGGUGCAGAACAAAAAAAGAAACAUUCUGCCUCAGAGGAAACAUUGAGGAAGAAAAAAGUCAGAAAGAUCAGCAACUGAUGCAAAUCCGACAGAAGCAAUGUGCUGCUUCCUGUAGUGAACUGAUGAAAUCAUUCACUGACAGCCUCAUGCGUUUGGAACAGAAAGACAAAGAAUACUUCCUGAAAUGGACUCAGAUCCUGAUAGAUGAACUCUCCUCAAAGGAUCUCUCUGCAAUUCUCAAAAACUAUGAUGAAAAGUGGUCAGAGGUCUUGGAUUUAAAGAAACAUGACAAAUUUGAUCAGUUAAAAUCCAAACAAGCUGAACUUGAAGAAAUAUCAAAUAAUCUGCAGGCAGCAAACUUUGGUUUGGAGCACAUCUUCAGAGAAAUGGCCCAGAUCUAUGAAGCCCAUCAAUCUCUAAAGAAACAAACACACUGCACACACACUGAAUGGGAUAAAUACCCUGAGCUGGCUGCAGAUCUGAUGAUAUCUCUGGAGUUGAUGGAUGGUGAUGCAGUUCACCUGCCUUUAACUUGGAUCUCUGGUCUUUUACAGGAAGUCAUUAAGAAACUGAGUGACCAGAGAGUUUUUGUGUUGUCAGUUUUGGGCGUUCAAAGCAGUGGAAAGUCAACAAUGCUGAAUGCCAUGUUUGGACUGCAGUUUGCUGUGAGUGCAGGCAGGUGCACCAAGGGUGCAUACAUGCAGCUGGUCAAAUUAUCAGAGGAAAUCAAGAAAGAAUUCAAGUUUGACUAUAUUCUAGUCGUGGACACUGAAGGACUAAGAGCUCUUGAGCUGGAAGGUUCAAACACUCUUCACCACGACAAUGAACUGGCAACAUUUGUUGUUGGUUUGGGAAACAUGACGCUGAUCAACAUUUUUGGUGAGAAUCCAGCUGAGAUGCAGGACCUGCUUCAGAUUGUUGUUCAGGCUGUCAUGAGGAUGAAGAAAGUUCAGCUUUCUCCAAGUUGUGUGUUUGUUCACCAGAAUGUUACAGAUGUCACAGCUGUAGAGAAAAACAUGGACGGAAAGAGACGACUGCAGGAGAAACUGGACAAGAUGGCUCAACUAGCUGCCAAAGAGGAAGGAUGUGAAGCUGAAUGUUUCAGUGAUAUUAUUGCAUUUGAUGUGCAAAAAGAUGUGAAAUACUUUGCCCAGCUGUGGGAGGGAAGUCCACCAAUGGCUCCUCCAAAUCCAGGUUACAGUGAGAGCGUCCAAGAACUGAAGAGCAUCAUCCUGUCUAAAGCUUCAGAGUCUGAUGGAAUCAAACUCUCACAUUUCAGCAGCAAAAUACAGGACCUGUGGAACGCUCUAAUGAAUGAAAACUUUGUUUUCAGCUUCAAGAACACUCAAGAAAUCUCAGUGUACAGAAAACUUGAGGUCCAGUACGGAAGCUGGACUUGGACUCUGAGGAGUGAGAUGCUGACCAUUCAGAACCAACUUCAUCCACAAAUAGAAAAUGGACAACUUAACAAUAUUGAACUCAGUGACCUUUCUAAAAGAAUGAGCAGAAAAUAUGAAGAAAUCAAGACAGAAAUCACAGAUUACUUUGAGAAUGACACAGACAAAGAGCUGUUAGUCCAGUGGCGUGGACGAUUUGAAAACAAAAUCAAAGACUUUCAUCAGGAGCUUCUGACAGGACUUAAAAGAAAACUGGAUGAAGUCAUUCAGCAGAAGAAAGCCUGUAAGAAGCUUGAGGAGAAGAAAACAGAUUUUGAAAACCAAUUGCUGCAAAAAAGCAAAGAUCGCGCUCACACAUUAAGAGAGAUCCAAAUAGACGAAGAGGAACUACAAAUGCAGUUUGACUCUGUUUGGAGUCACUGGGUUGAAGAAUUAACUACAGGUAUAAAACCCAUUGAGGACAUCAACCUGGAAGAAGAUCAGUUCAAUGUCCUUCAAAGCCUUGGUUUUGAAUGGACUCUAUGUGAUGAAUUGAAAAGCAGUGAAAAAUACAAAAAACUGCCAGAAAAAGGUAAUUAUUCUAAAUAUAUUAACUUUAAAAUGUCCCAAAAACGUAAAACUGCAUUGAAUUAUGUAGAAGAGGUGAUGAAACUUAAAUCUCGACUUCUGUCACAUGAAGAUCAGGAACAGAUCAGAUCUUUCAUUAAAGAUGUUCAACAAAAAUCACUGAAGAUCAUUCAGAGCAAACCUGUAACAAAAACAGGCUACACAUCAACUUACCUGCAUGAAGUGGCUAAAACUGUUCAAGAAAAUGUGACAGAAUUGGAAUCAAAGAUGAAAAUUACCUUCAAGAAGGAGUUUACAGUUGAUCUUCUGCUGUUUGUCUUCCACAUGACAGCUGGUUGGAUUUUACAGUCUCACAAACAAUACAAAGACAACAAUGAUGCUGUGAAAGUCUUGAACAGAAAGAAAAAUGAAUAUUUCAGCAUUUUCAAUAAUUUCUGUAGAGGAAGCUCGUCUGUUGUGGUGUUUGGAGAAAUCAUCUGUGAGAAACUGAAGGUCUCUGCUGUUGAGGCUGUGUGUAACCAGACUGCUGUUGACCUUGCUGGAGAACUCAGGAAGAAAAUCGAAGAACUCACUCACAAGUUAAGAAAGACAAAAAUAGAUGAAAUGGAACUAAAAAGGCAGUUUGACUCUGUUUGGAGUGACUGGGUUGAAGAAUUAACUUCAGGUAUAAAACCCAUUGAGGACAUACACCUGGAAGAAGAUCAGUUCGCUGUCCUUCAAAGCCUUGGUUUUGAAUGGACUCUAUGUGAUAAACUGAUAAAGACUGGAAAAUACAAAAAACUGCCAGAAAAAGGUAAUUAUUCUAAAUAUUUUUUUUUUAAAAUGUCCCAAAAAUUCAAAGCGGCAUGGAAUAAAUUAGGAGAGAAAAUAAACCUUAAAUCUGAACCUUUGUCGCAUGAAGAUCAGGAACAGAUCCGUUCUUUCAUUGAAGAUGUUCAACAAAAAUCACUGAAGAUCAUUCAGAGCAAACCUGUAUCAACACAAGGCUACACAUCAACUUACCUGCAUGAAGUGGCUAAAACUGUUCAAGAAAAUGUGACAGAAUUGGAAUCAAAGAUGAAAAUUACCUUUAAGAAAGAGUUUACAGUUGAUCUUCUGCUGUUUGUCCUCCACAUGACAGCUGGUUGGAUUUUAAAGUCUCACAAACAAUACAAAGACAACAAUGAUGCUCUGACCUACUUGAAUAGAAAGAAAGAUGAAUAUUUCACCAUUUCCAGUAGUUUCUGUAAAGGAAGCUCGUCUGUUGAGGUGUUUGGAGAAAUCAUCUGCGAGAAUCUGAAGGUCUCUGCUGUUGAGGCUGUCUGUAACCAGACUGCUGUUGACCUUGCUGGAGAACUCAGGAGUAAUGUCCCAGCAUUCAAUGGAAACAGGCUGAAACUGGAAAAACAUGUGUUAAAGGAUCUGGCAGAGAAAGAAGACUUCAACAGAUACAUCACCUACAUCAGAAAUCCAAGAGAGCAAGUAGAGAAUUUUAUAAGAGAACAAGUAAAGACGUACAUUUCUGUUGAAAACAAAGAUAAAGCUCAGAAAAUCCUCCAGAAAAAUGUAGACGACAUCCAGAAGCUCAUCAGUCAAAGUUUCUUUGAAGCAACAGAGAAGUUCAAAACUGAAAAAGGAGAGAUAAACAUGUGGAUGAAGGAGUUCUCCAGUUUACUGAGCUGUAAGCUGACAUUGGAUACCAUUUCCUGUCAGAACUUCACUGAUGUAAAUGAUUUAGACUUUUUAAGAGAUGAGAUAGAAAAAGGUCUUCAAACCAUCACUAAGGAGAUGAAGGAGCUUCCUGUGGAUGAGGUGAUGAAGUACAGACAGAAACCUGAUGACAUCCUCAUUGAGCAGCUGUGUAACUGCUGCUGGGAACGAUGUCCAUUCUGUGCAGCUGUUUGCAUCAACACCAUCAAAGACCACAGUCCAGAAAAACACAGUGUUCCUUUUCACCGACCAUCUGGAGUUGAAGGAUGGCAUAGAAAAGGCACAGUGGACCUAGUUAUUGAUUUCUGCACCACAUUAGUUGCGAGUGAUAGAAGCUUCUAUCCCAGCCGUGAAUCAGAGAAGAGAAUUCCUUUUAAACAGUAUCAAACUGCAGGAGGAAAAUAUGCAUCAUGGAGCAUUACUGCAGAUGGAUCUACGCUGAAAUACUGGAAAUGGUUUGUUUGUCGCUUUCAGAAGGAACUAGAGGAUUAUUAUAAACUGAAGUUUCAGGGUGGGGGUAAGAUUCCAUCUGAAUGGAGAAAGUACAGUAAAGAAGAAGCUCUGGAAAGUCUGAAUGAAAUGUCCAGUUUGUGAGAAAACUGCAAACAUUCUGGAGCUUUAAAGAGAUUCCUUUGAAUAAUUUUCCAGAAAGAAAUGUUUAGCUUUUAUUCACAAAGAGCAGCCAAAGAAACAUUUUUUUCAUUUAAACAUCGUUUCAUUUACGUAGCUGUAACAGCAGCUUGAAUCUAAUAUCACCUGAAGAAUCUAAAUAGCUAAAAGAAAAGCAAAACUUGUUUGUAAAAAUGAAAGUCUAAGUAAUGUUAAGGAAUAAAUGUACCUUUACUCUCUAAGAAUUUUCAUGAAAUAUAUUUGUUUCCAUUUUUUUACUACAUUAUUUUUGUGUUCCUUUUACGUCUCAUAUUGUGUUGUCUGAAUCCAUCUUCAACAGCGCAUAUAGUAAAAUUAUUUAGAUUUUAACUAAUCAACAGAAAGUAAUUUUUAGAUGUUUUAACUAAAUUUUCCGUUUUUACUGUCCAAAAAGGGACUCUUAACAUUUUCGAAUUCAUGAAUUAUAAUAAAGAUUAUCUUCAAGAAAAAAUAAUCAUAGAUUUAUGUGCUGAGUCUUUUUAACAAUGAUAUUAAUUUUUUUAUUACAGAAUUUGAGCCCGUUGAAUUAUAUUUGUUCUUGUUAAUCUCAUUUCUGCAUUGAACGGUUGCUUUUCUGCAGUCUUUUUGUGUCUGAUAAAACACAACUCAUUGAGUUGUGUUUUAGCUCAUUUUGAAACUUUGAAACUCAUUUCAAAAGUUGGUGGUCAGUACUUUUUUAAUUAAUGCGUUUUUUUGGUUGCAGUAAAUUAAAGCACUCUGGACCUGCUGUUUUUAUUUUUUCAUUGGUUGUUUUUUGUUUUCUUAAUUUUUCAAAGCAAAAAAAAAAAAAUUCCUCUGUGGUGAUGUAAAAUGUUGGAAGUCUCUUGCAAUAAAAAAAACUUAAUAUAAAGACAUUUUCUAGUUGUAUUUUGAUCUUUUCUUGUUUUUUUUAAAGAGAAUUUCACAUUGUUAUUACAUUAAAAUUAUGAGGUGGAAGAUCUUUUGAGAUUGUCAUCCUAAAAGUAGCUCACCCCGAAUUAGAGCCAUCAAUAAACCUAUGUUACAAGUUUCUUGCUUGCUGUGAAUACAUUGUUUGUAGAAUUAUCAUAUCUUUUUGAAAAAAUGUAAUGUUCUUUUUUAAAUCUGUUUUUGUCUUUAUCAAUCUAUGACAUGGAUUUAAGUAACUGCUCAGUAAAACUGCAGAGGAAAUUUCAUUAGGUGAAACAAACAGUACUCCAUCACUCUUUCAAGGUUGUGAGCAAACUGUGCUUGUUGUUGUCAUAAUUAAUAUAAAACAAAUGUUCCAAAGGUGA